This is a messenger RNA of Grosmannia clavigera kw1407, 2448 nucleotides long. Its product is annotated as c6 zinc finger domain containing protein. The coding region runs from base 1 to 2448 and encodes 815 amino acids. The transcript is spliced from 2 exons. Lineage: Eukaryota; Fungi; Ascomycota; Sordariomycetes; Ophiostomatales; Ophiostomataceae. Gene Ontology annotation, molecular function: DNA-binding transcription factor activity, RNA polymerase II-specific; sequence-specific DNA binding; zinc ion binding. Gene Ontology annotation, biological process: DNA-templated transcription; positive regulation of transcription by RNA polymerase II. The record is from RefSeq and is a predicted model, not a curated record.
AUGUCGGCCUCGUCCUUCUCGCCAGAGGCCCGCACCUCGUGUGCCCGAUGCCACAAGCGCAAGAAGCGAUGCGACCGCGUGCUGCCGGCCUGCAAGAACUGCCAGCUGGCCCGCGUGCGCUGCAGCUUCCUGGACAAUGAGAGCCAGACGACGGCGUCGUACCCGAUAGCAUACGUCCGCACGUUGGAAGCCCGCGUGCAGGUGCUGGAACAGCAUAUAUCCACAGCCUCAUCCACCCCCCAGCAGGCCGGCCAGUCCGAGCCGUCGUCGUUGCAGGGACGAGGCCCGGACCAGGACCUGGACCCGGAUCGAGAUCGAGAUCUUCAACAGUGUCAGACGGCCCUGUCGUCCUCGCUGCCCAACGCCGCCGUCUCCGACGCGGUCGAGCUUGCGCAGAACGACGCUGAUGCCUGUGACAUGUUCUUGGGACCCCCGCCGCCCAGCAGCACCGGCCGACCCGAUGAUGAGAUCACCAUGGCCGGUGGCUCGUCCAUGGCCAGCAUUACCGACGAACCGGCCUCCAUGAUGCGUCCGCAAUCCCAGCCUCAGCUGCAGAUGCCGCAGCAGUCGCCCUACGGCCCCGGGCCGGCCAGCCCGCAGUUGCGCCGCCGGCCUCGCUCCCACGCCCACUCGCACACAUCGCACACCGCGAACUCACCCUCAAGUCACGUGCCCACACCCCCGCAAACCUACCGCGGCUCGCCCCCCGGCAUGGGUCCACCACCACCACCACCGCCGCCGGCCGGUCAGUCACCGUCGUUUGCUCAGGAGCUCAAGUCACUCUCGCUCGAGGCUGCCGCCGAGCGUCACGUCGGCUCGUCCUCGGGCGUCUCCUUUGCCAAGCUGACCCAGAUGAUCCUCUGCCGGCUGACGCCCGACAAGGCCGACUUUGUCUUUAGCAGCGAGCCGACGGCAGGCAUGGGCACCGGCGCCGUGGCUGCCGGCGGCAAUGGCACCCAGACGACCACAGCCAUGAGCGGCGAGAACGGAUCGGUCGGCGACCUCGUCUGCGGCAGCGACCCGCAGCUGGUCGACUUCGACUCGCCGUCCGACCUCUUCAACUCGUCCGUGCUGCACAGCCUCGGCGAGAGUAUCUCGGUGUACCCGCUCCUCUUCGGAGAUGUGUUCCUGACCGACAUCAUCGAGCCCAGCGCGGCUCUCAGCGGGCUCAGCUGGCCGCCCACGACGGUGGCUGGCGGCAUCGGUGACGACGCGCACAUCGGCGUGCUGGUGGACUUUUACUUUGCGCACUCCAACACGCUCUACCCAAUCAUCGUGCGCAGUGAGUUCAUGGCGACGCUGCAGCUGAUGCGCGAGGAUCCGCAGGCGGCCGCGGCCACGUUGCCGGCGCUCUCGCUCUUCCGCAUCUGGAUGGUGUUGGCGAUCGGGGCGACCGCCUUCUCGUCCGUCUCGCUGACGGAGGAGUCGGAGCCGAUGCUGUACUACAACAAGGCGCUGCAGUACUCGGAGCAGGCCCUAGCGCUGGACGAGAUGGCCGCGCUCGAGGUGUUGACGCUGCAGGUGUCGUACUCCUUCUUCAACCAGCUCGGGCCCAACACCUGGUUUCUCGUCGGCAUGUCGGCGCGCGUGGCCCUCGGACUGGGCCUGCACACGGCAGCCACAUACGAGAAGCUGCCAGUCGACGUGGCCGAACGACGCAAGCGCAUCUUCUUCUCCAUCUACAUGAUGGACCGAGUCGUGUCGAUCGCGCUCGGUCGGCCGUUUGCGCUGCACGACGACGACAUUGACGUGACCCCGUUUGCCGCCGUCGACGACGACUGUAUCACGCCCGAGCAGAUCCUGCCGCAGAGCCAGCUGCAGCCGUCGAUCAUGUGCGUUCCGCUGCACAUUCUGGCCCUGCGCCAGAUCGCCAGCCGCAUUGCCCGCCAGGUCUACUCGUCCUCGGCCAGCCGUCAGGCUGCCCAGCUGCAGCUGUCGGCCGCCCAGCGCGAGUCCGUCCUGACGGCCCUGCACCAGGAGCUCAUCGACUGGCGCCGCAACAUGCCCUUCCCGCUGCCCGACGUCGAUAGCCGGGUGCCCCAUCUGAGCAGUACCUGGUACGACUUCAACUACUACACCCACCUCGCCUCCAUCUACCGGCCUUCGCCGCUCUUCCCCGUCAUGGAUGCCAAGCGGGUCAAGAUCCUCGAGAGCGCCGCCGCCAUGGCUGUCCGCCACGCCUACAACCUGCACCAGCAGCGUCGCUUCGCCUACAACUGGCUCAACUUCCUCUCCCUCUUCACCGCCACCCUCUCGCUCAUCUACGCCACCACCGCCCAACCCGACAGUCUGGCCUGCGUGCUGCGCGAAACCCGCGCCAUCGACGACCUCGAGCUCGCCAUCGAGCUCUUCGGCACCCUCAGCGUCAAGUUUUCUGCCGCCCGCAAGAUUCGUGGCAUGAUUGCCGAGAUCUGCAAGCGGUACCGCGACGUCAAGGACAACGCCUGA